Messenger RNA from Ceraceosorus guamensis, 5492 nucleotides. RefSeq names its product Shikimate dehydrogenase. Gene Ontology annotation, biological process: aromatic amino acid biosynthetic process; chorismate biosynthetic process. The record is from RefSeq and is a predicted model, not a curated record. The transcript is spliced from 3 exons. NCBI's taxonomy places the organism in Eukaryota, Fungi, Basidiomycota, Exobasidiomycetes, Ceraceosorales, Ceraceosoraceae. Gene Ontology annotation, molecular function: shikimate kinase activity; shikimate 3-dehydrogenase (NADP+) activity; 3-dehydroquinate synthase activity. Bases 219 to 5312 code for a protein of 1697 amino acids. Gene Ontology annotation, cellular component: cytoplasm.
UCUUUCACAGACUCGACUCGCACCUCUUUCAACCUCCGUAGCUUGCUCGGUUUCUUUGCCUCUUAGUUCCCAUAGCACCACACGUACAGACACGACGGCAAGACUACGAACCACGAGGAGGCAAGGAGGCGUGCAAGGUCCGAAGCCGACGAAGGUUCUGAAGCCUUUGCAUUGAAAUUCGCGUCUCCUCCGCGAUCGAAGUUCCGCAAGUCAUCAACAUGGCAGCGCAUGAAGCGGUGCCGGCCCAUGGGUCCGGCAUCAAGGUUGCCUCCUACCAUGCUCCUCCAGCUAGGUCAGCAGCAGGCGCAGACGUACACACUCUGAGAUGUCUUGCCACGGACAUUCACCUUGGCUUUCACCUGUCCAAGCAUAUUGCUCAGGUUGUCACCUCCACUCUUGCAGCUAGCACAUACAUUCUCUUCACCGACACCACUCUGGCCAGCUUGCACGCUCCUGCAGUCCUGAAUGAGCUCAGAUCGGCACUGCAAGCAAAGGACUCCAAAGCUCGUGUCCUUUCGCGAGCCAUUCCUCCUGGCGAAGGAAGCAAAAGCCGGGCGACCAAGGCGGAGCUGGAGGAUUGGAUGCUGUCACAUGGUGUCACCCGCGAUGCCGUAGUACUGGCGCUGGGUGGAGGUGUGGUGGGAGAUCUGAUCGGAUUCGUAGCUGCCACUUUCAUGAGGGGUGUUCGCUACGUGCAGAUCCCAACCACGCUCCUCGCCAUGGUAGACAGCGCUGUGGGCGGCAAGACGGCAAUCGAUACGCCGAACGGAAAGAAUCUGGUAGGCGCAUUCCAUCAACCUCAGUACGUCUUCAUCGAUGCCGCAUUCUUACAGACUCUGCCCGAGCGCGAGUUCAGCAACGGCAUGGCUGAGGUGGUCAAGACGGCAGCGAUCUGGGACGCUGCUGACUUCGUCAAACUUGAGAAUCACGCCCCCGCAAUCAGGUCUGCUGUCUUGGGACCCUUUCCCGAGGAUCAGGCCAUCGAUGCUGGCAGGAUCUUGGAGACGCGCAGUGUGGCCCAGACCCUCCUGCUGGAUGUCAUUCGAGGUAGCGUCGGAGUCAAGGCGCACAUCGUCACCAUUGAUGAGAAGGAGACUGGUUUGAGAAAUCUCGUCAAUUUUGGUCACUCUGUUGGACACGCGAUAGAGGCCGUCUUGACACCCGACAUGCUCCACGGAGAGUGCAUCAGCGUAGGCAUGAUCCUCGAAGCGGAAAUCGCUCGUGGUAUGGUAGGACUGUCCCAAGUGGCGGUUGGAAGGUUGUCCAGAUGCUUGCAGCAGUACAACCUGCCAGUGUCGGUCAUCGACUCGCGCAUCGCCCGCUUGCCCAAGUCAGAGGGUCUCACGGUCGAGAGGCUUUUGGACAUCAUGAGAGUCGACAAGAAGAAUUCGGGCACGGAGAAGAAAAUUGUCUUGCUCUCCCGCAUAGGAGCGACCGCUGAAGAUAAGGCGAGCACGGUCCCGGACGCCAUCAUUGCUCGCAUUCUGAGUGCUGGCAUACGCAUCGUGCCGGUCGACAGAGCGCCAGUCAAGGCUCAGACAGUGAUCCAACCACCAGGCUCUAAGAGCGUGAGCAAUCGAGCGCUAGUGCUGGCUGCGCUAGGCAGCGGCUCUUGUCGUAUCAAGAAUUUACUUCACUCGGACGACACACAGGUCAUGAUGGCAGCACUGCAUGACUUGGGAGCGGCUACCUUCGAAUGGGAAAACGAAGGCGAGACGGUCAUUGUCCACGGCAAAGGUGGCGCAUUAAAGGCACCGGAGAGCUCCAAAGACAUCUACUUGCAAAAUGCAGGUACUGCUGCACGAUUCAUGACUGGUGUGUGCUCCUUGCUGACCGUGGGCAACUCUGCAAUUACUGUCACCGGGAACGCACGGAUGAAGGAACGUCCCAUCGGACCUUUGGUGGACGCACUCCGCUCCAACGGAACAGAGAUUGAUUACAAAGGUAGAAUCGGCUGUCUGCCCCUGUCGAUUGCGCCCGGCGGCAUCAAAGGUGGACGCAUUCAAUUGAGCGCGAGCAUCAGCUCCCAGUACGUUUCUUCUCUUCUUUUGGUUGCGCCAUACGCGUCGCAAGAAGUCACGCUGGAGCUUGUGGGGGGUGUAGUCAUUUCUCAACCGUACAUCGACAUGACCAUAGCUAUGAUGCGCGACUUCGGCAUCCAAGCCGAACGUCUCAGGGACCCACAGUCCGGCGAGCUGACAGACUCGUAUCGCAUCCCUCAAGGUGUCUACAAAGCCCCGUCGAUCUACGAGGUCGAGAGCGACGCCAGCAGCGCCACAUACCCCCUUGCGUUCGCUGCCGCUCUAGGCACUCAGGUCACUGUACCGAAUAUAGGGUCAGGCAGCCUGCAAGGUGACGCACGCUUCGCUCGAGAUGUUCUUGCACCGAUGGGCUGCAAGGUGGAACAGACGCCGACGAGCACGAGUGUACAGGGGCCACCCAACGGUCAACUUCGUCAGGUCGGCUCCAUCGACAUGGAACCUAUGACGGACGCCUUCCUCACGGCUUCAGUCUUGUUUGCCAUUGCCGCGCCUGGUGAGAGAGGCGCUUCAUCAACGCGUAUCACCGGCAUUGCAAACCAAAGAGUGAAAGAGUGCAACCGCAUCAAGGCCAUGAUGGACGAGCUCGCCAAACUUGGCGUCAAGACUCAAGAACACGAAGAUGGUCUAGAAAUUUGGGGUGUUCAUCCCUCUAAGCUUAGAUCGGGUGUUCAGGUGCAUUGCUACGACGAUCAUCGCGUCGCUAUGGCGUUCAGUAUCCUUUCUGCCAUAGUGCCUGGUACGGGCGUGGUCAUGGAUGAAGCUCGGUGCACUGCCAAGACGUGGCCAAAUUACUGGGACGACAUCAACGCUACGCUCGGCCUGCAGCUAGAAGGCGUGGACAUCCAAACGCCUCGGCCGGCCGCCUCCACGAGCGCUACCCUGAGCACACUCAGUAAGAGUCUUACACCUGUCCAGUACGCCAGGGAUGCCAGCAUCGUAUGCAUUGGCAUGCGUGCCUCGGGCAAAACUUAUUUGGGUGGUUUCGGUGCGGCUGCGCUGCAACGACCCUUUGUCGAUGCUGACGUAGUCUUCAAUGAGCGAUACACCCUCAAUAACUUUGUCGCUGAGCACGGCUGGCCUGCCUUCCGCGCCAAAGAAACGGAGAUUCUCAAGGAGCUCUUGACCACCAAAGCUUCCGGUCACCUAAUCUCACUAGGUGGAGGUGUGAUCGAGUCGGAAGACAAUCGACUUCUGCUUCAGGAGUACGCACGUACCCGCGGGCCCGUCGUCUACGUCAUGCGGGACUUUGAAGAGGUUGUGAAGUUCCUCUCCACCUCGGACCGUCCAUCUUACGGAGAGCCUGUUCGCGAGGUCUUCAAGCGACGACGCCCUUUCUUCUAUCAAUGCUCGAGUUACGAACUCGUUAGCUACUCUGGCAAUACCGCCAUCAUCGACACUUUUGACGCUGAGACGGGCCACAAUGCAUCAAGCGGUCUCGCGAAUGGUCAAGCUGGCGCACUCAAUAGUAGUUUGUCCGGACCACCGAGCCGCGCACUCUCUAUACGACGCGCGCAAGGCCUCGUCGAAGAGAUCGCGAGGUACUUCCGCUUCAUAGCUGGUGUUGAGACCAAUCAGAUCGCGGACCUAGGCAGCCCAGGCAGGCAGACAUUCAUGCUCAGUCUCACAUUCGCAGAUGUCACCCCCGCUCUUUCUCUGGUCGAGACGCUGACCGCCGGCGUCGAUGCGAUCGAGCUUCGCGUAGACCUUCUAAGCGAGGAAGGCGUGCAGCCUCAAACGCCGCGCAUUCCCGAUGCAUUCUACGUCGCGACUCAAUUGGCAGCCCUCCGACAACGCACACAUUUGCCAGUCAUUUUCACCGUUCGCACCAAAAGCCAAGGCGGCAUGUUCCCUGACGAUGCCAUUGAGGAGUACUUUGAGCUCAUCAAGCUUGGCUUCCGUCAAGGUUGCGAGUACGUUGAUGUGGAAAUGCGCCAUGCCGAGGACCGACUGGCUGCAGUUCGUGCUCAUCGAGGGUACUCGCAUAUCAUUGCUUCCCAUCACAAUUGGAACGGCGAAAUGCGCUGGGACUCACCUGAGACCCUCAAGCAGUACGAGCUGGGUUUGCGCUUUGGAGACGUUGUCAAGAUUGUGGGUAGGGCCUUUUCUCCGGCAGACAACUUUGCUUUAGAGGCGUUCAGGGCCAAGGUAUCCGCUCGACCGGAUGCCAAGCCACUGAUAGCAAUCAACAUGGGCGUGGCAGGUCAGCUCAGUCGGAUUCUGAACAAUACACUGCUGCCCGUUACACACCCGGCGAUGCCAACCUCUGCUGCGCCUGGCCAGCUUUCUGUGGUGCAAGUCAACCAAGCAAGGGCCUUGACAGGCGCUCUCAGUCCUCAAAAGUUUGUCCUGCUCGGUACGCCCAUUUCACAUUCGCUGAGCCCCGUCUUGCACAACACUGGGUUUGAGCAUCUCGGGCUGCCGCAUCGAUACGCCCUGUUUGAGACCGAUGCGGUGGACGGACGCAUCACCGACUUGAUUCGACAACCUGAUUUCGGUGGUGCGAGCGUCACAAUGCCUUUCAAGUUGGCCAUUGCGAAGCAUCUAGACAGCGUCUCGGCCGAAGCGCAGGUCAUAGGCGCGAUCAACACGAUCAUUCCACAGCGGCCCCAUAACGCUGCGCCAGGAGAGCCGGCGCACCUGGUCGGAGAUAACACAGACUGGAUUGCAAUUACUGAGUGCUCCAGGCGCAACCUAUCGCCUCUUCAACUUUCUAGCACCGACUUCACCGCGCUCGUCAUUGGCGCGGGAGGAUCGGCGCGGGCCGCGUUAUUUGCUAUGCACCAGCUAGGGGCUAGGAUCAUUUGGCUUUUCAAUCGAACGAUCGCCAACGCGGAAAAGCUGGCCGCUGAAGUGCCCAAGAGCUGGAACGUUAACGUGAUUGCGGACUUGAAUCUUGUGCCGAUCGCGCCCAGCGCUAUCGUCUGCAAUGUGCCAGCCCAGGGCGUCAGCCUCGACCCGGCCAGCGGAGCCGGCGUCGUGCUCACUCCUGCCAUUCUUGCACAUCCAAAAGGAGGUGUUGUCAUCGACAUGGCUUACAAGCCCGUCUACACGCCAUUGUUGGAGUUGGUCGACAAGACGAAUGCUGCCGCCGUAUCUGAGCCCGAUCGACACAAUCUCAGACAAGGAAAAUUGUGGACCGGCAUACCUGGCAUCACAAUCGUCUUGGAGCAAGGAUGCCAUCAAUUUUCGCGCUGGACUGGCAGACAAGCACCGCGGGCCGAGAUCGAGCGCGCUGCUUGGGAUCAUUAUCACAAACAGAAUGCUGCUUGAACGCGGACAUGUAGAGAAUGUGACGUCACCGAUCGAGAGAUAAUGCAAUGCGUACUGGCACGACUUGCGCGAGCAAAUGAUGCUCGAGUCCAGCUUGCAAGGUCUGACACGACGCGUCGCCGCACAAUCCUCUGACCGCAUGUGAAGAGUGUUUUCAGCCUACCUGCAAGUCUCCUCGGU